Messenger RNA from Iphiclides podalirius (scarce swallowtail), 672 nucleotides. The record is from the annotation of a GenBank genome assembly. Lineage: Eukaryota; Metazoa; Arthropoda; Insecta; Lepidoptera; Papilionidae.
AUGCGAGCGGUUCGCGCGUGCGCAGAUAUUCCGGCGCGUGGUGGAGGAGCCCUCGGAGGCGGGCGUGGUGGAGGCGCGCGUGGCGGCGCUGGUGGCGCGCGCCACGCUGGCCACGCAGCGCGCCGUGUCGCGCGCCCUCUUCGCCCGCCACCGGCUCGCGCUGGCGCUGCUGCUCGCCGCCGCGGUGCAGCUGCACUCGGCCGCCCUGCCGCCGCGCCACUGGCACUUCCUACUGCACGGGCCCACCGCCGCGCACUCGGUACCGCCGCCACCACUGCCACCACUGCCACAUUGGCAUCACGCGCCUCUUAUCUGUUUGGCACGCAUUGGCAGGCCGUCGCCAAGAAGCCGGCCGUGGAGGCGCUCACGGAGGCGAUGUGGCUCUCGGUGCAACAUUUGCACGCCGCCGAGCCCUCCUUCGCCGGCCUGCCGGACGACUGCCUCGUCCGGAUUCCGAUCACGCUCGGAGACCUCGCACUGGACAUCCACGUGGACAAGAGCGACGCGAGGGCACCAAAGGUCGAUUGGGACGCCCGUCUCUCGCCCUUCGAAAAGCUGAUGCUCAUCAAAAGUCUAAUGGAGGAGAAACUAGUCUUCGCCAUCACCCAAUACGUGGCGCUAAGUUUGGGUCCAGCGUUCAUCGAGAGUCCUCCCGUCCACCUGCCAGUUCUG